GGAAUAUCUAUAAAGGAAUUCGGGCCCCUACGUGAGAAGCUCGGAGGGGGUGGUUUCAGGAGUUCCUUGUGGAGAGGGGAUCGUCCGUGACUCAGACCCCGUCGAAAAGCUCUCGAUUUCACGCAACCAACCUUACCCUCGUCCCCAACACAAUCCUUGAUUUUACCCCUGGGAAAAUUAGCGUAGGUGGUCAUGACCCCGGCUUCCUCUUUAAAAGCCCUCAGAACCUGGACCGGGCUCCUCAAUGAACCCUAGUGUUAGAGGCCACAAAUCGGGAACCAAGGUCGGGGAGCGGCUGUUUAGGGUGCAUCACUGUUCAGGAUGCAUCGGGGCUCCUUUUUCUAAGCGGAAGGGUGCGCCCUGCAAAUUGGGAGCCCGUUAGUUUUGGGGAAGGGUGAACAAGGGCCCCCUAGGUCUAGAGGACCGCAUGGAGUCUCGCUUAAGUGUUAGUGGGGUCCUCAGUUCUAGGAAUCUGCGUUCUCCUGCUCUCGGUUUGGGGUGAGAGCACCCUUCCUAACGGUCUUCGGGAACUGUGCGCGCCGGCUGCAAUGGGGCCGCAUUUUACCCUCCUGUGUGCGGCGCUGGCCGGUUGCUUGCUUCCUGCCGAGGGGUGUGUUAUAUGUGACCCGUCUGUCGUGCUGGCGCUAAAGUCCCUGGAGAAAGAUUACCUGCCUGGCCACCUGGAUGCGAAGCAUCACAAAGCCAUGAUGGAAAGGGUAGAGAAUGCCGUGAAGGAUUUCCAGGAACUGUCGCUUAAUGAGGAUGCCUAUAUGGGGGUCGUUGAUGAGGCCACACUGCAAAAGGGGUCCUGGAGUUUGCUGAAGGAUCUGAAACGCAUCACAGACAGUGAUGUAAAAGGCGAUCUCUUCGUGAAGGAGCUAUUUUGGAUGUUGCACUUGCAAAAGGAAACCUUUGCCACCUAUGUUGCUCGAUUCCAAAAAGAGGCUUAUUGUCCCAACAAAUGUGGUGUGAUGUUGCAAACUCUGAUCUGGUGCAAGAACUGCAAAAAGGAGGUUCACGCUUGUCGAAAGUCCUACGAUUGCGGGGAGCGGAAUGUGGAAGUUCCUCAAAUGGAAGACAUGAUCCUGGACUGUGAGUUAAACUGGCAUCAGGCUUCGGAAGGCCUCACUGAUUACAGCUUUUACAGGGUUUGGGGGAACAAUACGGAGACCUUGGUGUCCAAGGGGAAAGAGGCCACCCUGACCAAGCCCAUGGUGGGUCCAGAGGAUGCAGGCAGCUACCGCUGCGAGCUGGGCUCUGUGAAUUCCAGCCCAGCCACGAUCAUCAAUUUUCACGUCACAGUGUUGCCCAAAAUGAUCAAGGAGGAAAAACCUUCUCCAAAUAUCGUAACCCCGGGGGAGGCGACCACGGAGUCGUCCAUAAGCCUCCAGCCUCUGCAGCCCGAGAAAAUGCUGGCAAGCCGCCUUCUGGGGCUGCUGAUCUGCGGCUCCCUAGCACUGAUAACCGGCCUUACCUUUGCGAUAUUUCGUCGAAGGAAGGUGAUCGAUUUCAUCAAAUCCUCACUGUUUGGCCUUGGCAGUGGAGCGGCCGAGCAAACCCAGGUCCCAAAAGAAAAGGCCACAGAUUCGAGGCAACAAUAAAGAUUUAUCUUGUUGUCUAAGCAUCUGACUCACUCCCCGGGACGGGACUGAUUCUA
Homo sapiens (human) is the source of this 1657-nucleotide messenger RNA. RefSeq names its product izumo sperm-oocyte fusion 1 (gene IZUMO1). Bases 549 to 1601 code for a protein of 350 amino acids. Gene Ontology annotation, biological process: fusion of sperm to egg plasma membrane involved in single fertilization; sperm-egg recognition; heterotypic cell-cell adhesion. Gene Ontology annotation, cellular component: plasma membrane; acrosomal membrane; membrane. Gene Ontology annotation, molecular function: protein homodimerization activity; signaling receptor binding. The transcript has 10 exons. The record is from RefSeq and is marked validated. Lineage: Eukaryota; Metazoa; Chordata; Mammalia; Primates; Hominidae.